Molecule: messenger RNA, 2104 nt
Organism: Pelobates fuscus (common spadefoot toad)
Lineage: Eukaryota; Metazoa; Chordata; Amphibia; Anura; Pelobatidae
Gene: WLS
Product: Wnt ligand secretion mediator
Exons: 12
Coding region: 105-1721 (538 amino acids)
Biological process (GO): Wnt protein secretion; intracellular protein transport; Wnt signaling pathway
Cellular component (GO): organelle membrane; endomembrane system
Molecular function (GO): Wnt-protein binding
Source: RefSeq, a predicted model, not a curated record
GUGACCCGGAGGCUGCGGCAGCUUCUCGUAUAAAUCAGAAAGCAGCAAAGAGCGGAGUGUGAGUCCUGAGUGCGGGCCGGAUCACUCACACUCACUGAGCCACCAUGGCGGGAGCUAUCAUAGAGAACAUGAGCACCAAGAAGCUGUGCCUGGUGGGGGGCGUCCUGCUGCUCUUCCAAGUGCUGGCAUUCCUGGUCGGGGGGCUGAUCGCUCCAAGACCAACCACAUCCGUUCAUUUCUUAGCCGUGAAAUGCAUUGAUAUCCGGAAGGGCCAUCACAGUUCCAAGUGGCUCUUGCCAUGGGGGAAAGACCAGUGUGAGCACAUCCGAGGCUUUGACGAAGCUGCGAGUCGACUUAUCGCAGCCAACGAUAUCGUGUUCUCUGUCCACAUUCCGUUUAGUGGCCAUGAGAUGAGCCCUUGGUUCCAGUUUAUGCUGAUCAUCCUACAGCUCGACAUUGCCUUCCAGUUCAGAAACGAGAUUGUGGAGAAUGCCAUGGUGACCCUGGAUGUGGCAAUGGCUUAUCGUGAUGACACAAGUGACCCGUGGACAGAAAUGGCUCACUCCGUAGAACAGAGAAAGCUGAAGUGUGUCUUGCCGGUCCCCAAGACGGCUGAAAAUGAAGGUCGCUAUUAUGAGUGUGACGUUCUACCACUACUGGAGAUUGGGAGUGUUGCACACAAGUACUACCUACUGAAUAUCAAACUGCCUGUCAAUGACAAGAAGAAAAUUAAUUUUGGAAUUGGAGAAAUAAAGGAUUUGCACCUUGUGGGCAUCUUCCAGAAUGGAGGUUUUACAAAGGUCUGGUUUGCAAUGAAGACGUUUCUCACGCCCAGCAUUCUAAUUAUCAUGAUUUGGUACUGGAGACGAAUCACCCUUAUGACUCGAUCGCCAGUUCUUCUGGAAAAAGUAAUUUUUGCGUUGGGAAUUUCCAUGACCUUCAUUAACAUACCUGUUGAAUGGUUUUCCAUUGGCUUUAACUGGACCUGGAUGCUGUUAUUCGGGGAUAUUCGGCAAGGAAUUUUCUAUGCCAUGCUUCUGUCCUUCUGGAUAAUCUUCUGUGGGGAGCACAUGAUGGAUCAGACUGAGAGGAACCGAAUCUCUGCUUACUGGAAGCAAGUCGGUCCCAUUGCUUUUGGCUCAUGCUGUCUGUUUAUAUUUGACAUGUGUGAAAGAGGCGUUCAAUUGACUAAUCCAUUCUACAGCAUUUGGACGACAGACGUUGGAGCAGAGCUUGCUAUGGCUUUCAUUAUUGUAGCCGGAAUCUGUGCUUGUCUUUAUUUCUUGUUUCUCUGUUUUAUGGUCUACCAAGUCUUCCGGAAUAUUAGCGGCAAACGCUCCACGUUGCCAGCCAUGAACAAGGCGCGCAGGCUGCACUAUGAGGGUCUGAUAUUCCGGUUUAGAUUUUUGAUGAUCAUAACCUUGGCUUGUGCCGCUAUCACAGUUAUCUUUUUCAUCACCACCCAGAUUUCAGAAGGAAAUUGGAAAUGGGGUGAAGUAACAAUUGAACUGAACAGUGCCUUUUUCACUGGCGUGUACGGCAUGUGGAAUGUCUACGUGUUUGCCCUCAUGUUCCUGUAUGCGCCGUCGCACAAGAACUAUGGAGAAGACCAGUCAAACGGAAUGGGAAGCGCAGAAGAACUUCAAUUAACGACCACAAUCCCCAACAUAGAUGGACCGACUGAGGUUUAUCGAUUGGCAGGCAAAGAGUCACAAGAAUAACUCUUGACUUGAAUGGGACAAAAAGUAGACAUUUUAACAGACUAUGUAUCAAUGAAAAAUUAUAUAUGUAAUAAUAUAUCAUUUUGAGUUCCCACUAAAAAUGUUACAUAAAAUAGCCUUAUUUACAAUGUAUUUAUAGAUUGAUUUUUCUCAGUUAGGAUUAUCAUUGAAUUCAUUUGUAUUGUAGCUUUUUAUAUAUAAGAUUUGGUGAACAAGGUGUAUUAGUGUUUUCUUUUUUGUUAUAUCUAUACAUUUUUCACACUAAUGGUUAAAAUACACAUUUCUAUUCAUGUACAGUGUUAUUUCUAGAAUACGUUUUAAGUUACAUGUUUCCACUUGUAAAAGCAAUAUCCAAUAAGCAAUAAAGAUUUUUUUAUUCUAUU